Molecule: messenger RNA, 4278 nt
Organism: Sphaerodactylus townsendi
Lineage: Eukaryota; Metazoa; Chordata; Lepidosauria; Squamata; Sphaerodactylidae
Gene: KLHL7
Product: kelch like family member 7
Exons: 11
Coding region: 364-2103 (579 amino acids)
Biological process (GO): protein ubiquitination; regulation of cytokinesis
Cellular component (GO): Cul3-RING ubiquitin ligase complex
Molecular function (GO): ubiquitin-protein transferase activity; cullin family protein binding
Source: RefSeq, a predicted model, not a curated record
CGCGCGUGCCGGCUCAGUUCUUUGUUUACCUCGCCGCCUCGCUCACACCUCGGGGCACUCGGCAUUCUUGGCCGAAGGGCGCUCCGUUGUAUUGGUGGGCGAUGUCGCUAGCUUCCUUCAGGUGCGCGAGGCGGGGAGCCGUGUUCUGAUUGGUCGCCGGCUCCCGUCGUGAGGGGUGGGGCAGUUCUCGCGGCCUGACUAUCUUUGCGGGGUUCAGGCGCCCCCUCGAAACGGGGGAAGUUGCGGUUGUGCCUUCUGCCGGCUCCUCGUCGCAUUGUCACUCUUCAGUGUGUAUGACCCUCCUGGCGUCGGCUGUCAAGCAGCCCUUGUUUCUCCGGCAGUGAAAGGCGGGCGAGAGGGAGCAUGGCGGCCUCGGGGUCGGAAAAAAGCAACAAGAAGAAAACGGAGAAGAAACUCGCGGCUCGGGAAGAAGCCAAAUUAUUGGCCAGCUUUAUGGGAGUCAUGAACACUAUGAGGAAGCAAAAAACUCUUUGUGAUGUCAUUCUCAUGGUCCAGGAAAGGAACAUUCCAGCUCAUCGUGUUGUGCUUGCAUCUGCCAGUCACUUCUUUAACUUGAUGUUUACCACAAAUAUGAUUGAAUCCAAAUCAUUUGAAGUGGAAUUAAAAGAUGCGGAGCCAGAUAUCAUCGAGCAGCUUGUGGAAUUUGCAUAUACCGCAAGAAUUUCUGUAAACAGCAACAAUGUCCAGUCAUUGUUAGAUGCGGCAAAUCAGUAUCAGAUUGAACCUGUGAAAAAAAUGUGUGUGGAUUUUUUAAAAGAGCAGGUUGAUGCUUCGAAUUGUCUUGGUAUAAGUGUAUUAGCAGAAUGUCUUGACUGCCCGGAAUUGAAAGCAACUGCAGAUGACUUUAUCCAUCAGCACUUCACUGAAGUUUACAAAACAGAUGAAUUUCUGCAGUUGGAUGUUAAACGUGUGACACAUCUUCUGAACCAAGACACACUGACUGUAAGAGCAGAAGAUCAGGUUUAUGAUGCUGCAGUCAGAUGGCUGAAAUAUGAUGAGCCAAACCGCCAGCCGUAUAUGGUUGACAUUCUUGCUAAAGUCAGAUUUCCUUUAAUUUCAAAGAAUUUCCUCAGUAAAACUGUACAGGCUGAACCACUUAUCCAGGACAAUCCUGAGUGUCUAAAAAUGGUUAUCAGUGGAAUGAGAUACCACCUGCUUUCUCCAGAGGACAGAGAAGAACUAGUGGAUGGCACUCGCCCACGAAGAAAGAAGCACGAUUACCGUAUUGCCUUGUUUGGAGGGUCACAGCCACAGUCUUGUCGAUAUUUUAAUCCCAAGGAUUACAGCUGGACAGACAUCCGAUGUCCUUUUGAGAAGCGAAGGGAUGCAGCUUGUGUCUUUUGGGAUAAUGUAGUUUAUAUUUUGGGUGGUUCCCAGCUGUUUCCUAUAAAGCGAAUGGACUGCUACAACGUUGUGAAAGAUAGCUGGUAUUCCAAACUGGGGCCUCCUACACCUCGUGAUAGCCUUGCAGCAUGUGCAGCGGAGGGUAAAAUUUAUACUUCUGGUGGUUCAGAAGUAGAUACUGCCAAUGAUACAGGGAACAGAAAGCUAGCUGCACGAAAUAACAUGCAAGCUCAGCGGUGCAGUCAUGGGAUGGUAGAGGCCAAUGGUCUGAUUUAUGUUUGUGGAGGAAGUUUGGGAAACAAUGUUUCUGGAAGAGUCUUGAAUUCUUGUGAAGUUUAUGAUCCAGCAACAGAAACGUGGACUGAGCUCUGCCCAAUGCUAGAAGCUCGAAAGAAUCAUGGACUAGUAUUUGUGAAAGACAAAAUAUUUGCUGUGGGGGGACAAAAUGGCUUAGGUGGCCUAGACAAUGUUGAAUAUUACGACAUUAAAAUGAAUGAAUGGAAGAUGGUGUCUCCCAUGCCAUGGAAAGGUGUAACAGUGAAAUGUGCUGCUGUGGGUUCAAUCGUCUAUGUCCUAGCUGGAUUUCAGGGUGUAGGUCGAUUAGGACACAUCCUUGAAUAUAAUACUGAAACGGAUAAGUGGAUAGCUAAUUCUAAAGUCCGUGCUUUCCCAGUAACCAGCUGCUUAAUCUGUGUAGUUGAUACUUGUGGAGCAAAUGAGGAGACACUGGAAACAUAAGGACUCGGUGAAAUCAUAAGGUGCUCUUUGGAUUAGUGAUUCAGCAUCCGUGUUGGUUCUGCAUUUUAAGUUAUGUCUUGUCAGAGUGAAUACUACGGAAGAGCCAAGACGCCAUAUUAUUGCCAUUAUGUAUAUAAUGUGAAGUUACUUGUGCAAGUUUUAUUUUUCCAUUUUCUACAUGAAGAUUGGAUGCAUUUUUGACCUAGAAAAAGACACAUUAAAAACAUAUUUUAAAGAUGUGUUUGUGCAACGUUGCCAAAAAAUCCAGCUCUGCCUAAAAAUAUUGGCAAAUAUUUGAAGAAAGCUCUCUUCUUAUUUGACCUUUGUUCACAGAUAAACUGGUAAGAUUAUUCAUAUAGCAAAGGUGGGUAAAAUAAAAUGUUUAUAGUAUGAGCUUGCCCAAGUUGCUGUUCUUCAGAAAAAUGUGCUAUGCAGCUUCAUUAAAAGAUGAGAGGUAUGUUUCUUAGUAUCCAACUGUUGAACAAAAUAGCUAUUUACAGUGUUUGUGUCUGUACUGAGCUGGCUCAGAAAAUCAAGGGCAAUAUGCCUCUUGAUUUGGUGCUUUAUCAUACUACUGGAAUAAUAGCAAUAGCCAGAUACCGGUAAUUUUCUUCCCAGACAUUCCCAUACUGACACCAGAAAGCUGCACACACAGUAUACUCCAUGCUACCUCUACUAUUUCAUGUCACGUCAAUUAUGUUCGUAAUAGAAGUCUGUUCUUAAAUGCAGGCUGAAGGGGUCAUAGGCUUCCCUGACCUGCCAUGCACCUACCUACCUGUCCCCUACAGAAAGCACAUUGCAUUUCUCUUACAAUUUCCUUGUGAGGUAUUUGCAUUUGGGACACCAAAAGAGAAUGGAGAUGCACUGUAUAGUUGCCAGCUGCUCUCGGUAUGAGUAUAUAGCUGGGGUAAAGCUAAACCUGUUCCUGUCAACCCCAAUUUCUGGGAGGAGGGAUGUUCCAAAAUUAUUAUUAAUUGCCAUCCAUUACUGUUUUAUCAUUCAGAAGGUUAAUGUCGGUCAGGCCUACCUUACCUGCAUAGCCCUGAUCUGGUUUAAUUUCUUGGUUAUAUUAGAGUAUGUUAAAAAUGGAAUCCAAGAAGUUGCUUAUAUCUAAAGAUCGAUUCCUUACAAUUCUUUGUUUGCUUUGGAGUGAAUCAAAAUUAUUUUACAUUCAUUAUAUGCAGUGUUGGGAUUCAGAUAAUUUAACAACCAGUUCCGGUGGUGGGAUUCAAAUAAUUUAACAACUGGUUGUUUACAAGCACUAUUUUAACAAGUGGUUCUGCCGAAGUGGUGUGAACUUGCUGAAUCCCACCACUGAUUAUAUGCCUGUAUCAACUGCAGUUUCAGAAUCCCUGGGCAAUGAUAUGGAUAGCUAAAAGAAUAAGCUUGCGUGGGAGGAGGUAAAUAACUUUUCACAAGUGUAAAACGUGCUUGGCGGCCCUCUAUUCAAUCCACAACUUAUUUUUUUCCAGGUUUCUAAUCUGCUAAGAGUUCGAGACAAACCCCCACACCUUUCUAAAUUAAAACUGCUUAUGAUGUUCAAAAUGUGCUUCUAUAUACUUCUUUCCUGUUCUUUUUAUUGUCUUUUAGAAAUCCUUUAAUUAGUAGUUUGAUAUUAUUAUAUAUCUUAUACCGAAAUUCAAUCUUUUAAAGACUGCUUUUUUGUAGUAUGGGAUUAUUAAACUAAUUCUAAAGCACAUUUUUCUAGUUGAAUAGAUUUAUCAAGACUAGAGUAACUGGAAAAUCAAUGUGAAGAAAUGUAAAGCACACCUUUUUGUAUGCCAGUGCAAAUACUAAAAAAAUUCUAGUCUCAAUCUUCGUUUAAAAAAAAUUAAGCUAGGUUACAGGUGGGAAUGAAUUUUUAGAACAUUUCCAUCUUCAGUUAAUACAACCAUGCACAAUCUUGUAUGAAAGUGGUUUUUCAUUAUUUUCCUGGUUCAAGAUUUUUCCUUGUUACAUAUCCAGCUAAUAUGUAAAAUCACAUUUUUGUGGGUUCUUAGUAUAUGAAAACUACUGUGCAAAAAAGUUUUCUUGGACUGCUUUGCGUGUUGAGAAAUGUAUCUAUCAUUCUUACUGAAUACUUGCAGUAUUUGCCGACUUUUUGGAAGUGAAGCAAAUACCUCAGUGAGGCUUGUGGGCCAGCAAACUUUUAAUUAAAUAUAUCUGUUUUUCUUA